Molecule: messenger RNA, 1635 nt
Organism: Verticillium dahliae VdLs.17
Lineage: Eukaryota; Fungi; Ascomycota; Sordariomycetes; Glomerellales; Plectosphaerellaceae
Exons: 3
Coding region: 1-1635 (544 amino acids)
Source: RefSeq, a predicted model, not a curated record
AUGAAUUCCAGUUCUCAGAGCUCGGGAAGUACCAGCAGUGCCUCCGCGCCCCGCGUUGAGAGUUUUGAUUCCGACCUCGAAACUCAGCUUCGAUAUCUUGUCCCGCCUCAGCAUGACCAACAUCAAGAUGAAUUUGCUUCUAGCCCACUGUUGACGGUGCCUGCUCUAAAGACCUGCCCAGACAUCCAACACGGUCUUAUUGGGGUCAGCAGUGUCUCGUCCAAGAAGCUCAAUGGUUCUGAGAGUAGGGCGGAUAUUCUUUCCGCAAGGGUCUUCCAGAAUGUCACCGCUCCGGCUUCGACAUUCAUCUGUGGCAGCCAGGGAGCCGGCAAAAGCAACACGCUUGCUUGUCUGUUGGAGAACUGUCUAUUACGCAGCAAGCUUGGCAGUCUGCCUCGUCCUUUGACGGGAAUUGUGUUCCAUUACGAUGGAUUCAACUCGGACCUGAUCGGGCUCCCCUGCGAAGCUGCCUUCCUUGCGUCUGACCGGCAACAACGGAAAGAGAUGUAUGCUGACGACGACAAUUCCAAGAAGACCUAUGCCCGGGUUCCCAACGUCGUCAUUGAGCCAUUCCGUCUGAGAGACGAGGAUCUCAACACGCAGAGAAUGCUCAACUUAAUGGCAGUAGGCGCCGGGAACGUACCCCUCUACAUGCACGUUGUGACACGCAUCCUGAGGGAGAUGAGAAUUAGCCAGCAAAAUUCCGGUCAACCAUUUAAAUAUUCGCAGUUCAAGGCCACGAUGAACAAAGAAGACCUGCAGGUUGCGCAAUCGGUUCCCCUCCAGCAGAGACUGGACACUUUGGAGAGCUUCAUGGCAUCAUCGGCGAUUCUUUCGAAAAAACAGAAGAAGGCUAUGAAAACGACGGAAGCAAACAACUGGACGCCUUGCCCAAGCCAACUUAUCAUUGUCGACCUUUCCUGCCCAUGUGUCACGUCGGACAUGGCAUGCUCCCUGUUUAACAUAGCACUCCAACUGUUUCUUGAAGGUGACAAGAGUGUCAGUCGAGUAGUUGCUCUAGACGAGGCGCACAAAUACAUGAGGGAUAGCUCCCCGGAGUCGUGCAUCUUCACCGAGAAUCUGCUGGGCGUCAUCCGGCAGCAAAGACAUCUCGGCACGCGAGUCAUCAUCUCUACUCAGGAGCCGACAAUUUCGCCCAAGCUCCUCGACCUAUGCUCCGUGACGAUCGUCCAUCGCUUCACGUCUCCGGACUGGCUCCGUACACUGCAGAAACACUUGGCCGGAGUGUCCUCGUUGGUGCCUGCAGAGAACGAGGGAACCGAGGCUAAGAAGAACCAUGGGAGGCCUGGCGUGCACCCCAUCACUGUCCGUGGAAGAGACCCUGCAGCAGAACUCUUCUCGCUCAUUGUCAACCUUUGCACUGGCCAGGCUUUGGUGUUCUCGCCUAGUUCUAUCAUUGGGAGCAAAGACCUCGAUCGUGGGUGUACGGGUGGAAAUAAGGGCGUCAAAAUUGACGACACCGACAGCUCAGAUGACUCAAGCAGUGGGAAUGACAGCUCGGAGGAUUCCGACCGGACCCUUGAAGCUGCAGAGCGUCUCUCCCAUCGGGUUCUGAGAGUGAACAUCAGAGCUCGGCUCACAUCAGAUGGAGGGCGGAGUGUGAUGGCUUUGUAA